Messenger RNA from Uncinocarpus reesii 1704, 1983 nucleotides. RefSeq lists its product as uncharacterized. Gene Ontology annotation, biological process: ribosomal small subunit biogenesis. Gene Ontology annotation, molecular function: protein binding; RNA binding. Gene Ontology annotation, cellular component: nucleolus. The coding region runs from base 1 to 1983 and encodes 660 amino acids. The transcript is spliced from 3 exons. The record is from RefSeq and is a predicted model, not a curated record. NCBI's taxonomy places the organism in Eukaryota, Fungi, Ascomycota, Eurotiomycetes, Onygenales, Onygenaceae.
AUGACCCGGCCUUCGCAUAAUACAACACUACUCCCCCGGCAACUCCGCGAAGAAUUAGGCCUCAAAGAUACGUCCCAAACUGGCGCAAGACACAGUGGUGCCCGCAACGAAUUGUCGCGAAAGGAGCGUCGGAAAGCAGAAAGAUCGCGGAAAGGAACCGGACCACAACAGGGGAGGAGCCAUAAUCAGAAACGGAAGCAGAGAGACGAGGCUUUUGACGAUGGCCAUGGAGGAAAGCGAGCGAAAGCGAGGCAACCUGAUAAGCCACAGAAGCUUAAGUCGAUUUUGAAAAGGACGAACCCUGUGGAGCCGGAAUCCGAAGAGUCUGACUUGGAUAACUUGGACAUUGACCUUGAUGAAGGGGAAGAUGAAUACGAAGACUCGGAAGUUGACCCGGAGCCGAAUCAUCGCAAAAUACCUCAGGCCGUUCAGGACAAGCUCACAGAAGAUGAUGCUGAGAUCGCGGCUUUGGAAAAAAAGCUUGGUCUUAAGAACAAAAAGAAAUUACCCAAAGUGUUUGCGGAAGACGGAUUGGGCGACUUGCUAGGCGAUUUAGAAUCAGGAUCGGACGCUGAGGAGAAGAAGCGCAAGAGAGAGGGAGAAGAGUGGCUACAACGAAAAAGACAAAAGGCACAGAUGUAUACUGAGCGUGCGGGCGAACAUGCUACGGAUAGUGAGGAAAUGGAUGACGAGGACGAGGAGGAUGAAGGAGAAGACUUUAGCCAGAGUGAGGACGACGAAUUUGAGGGCUUUGACGAUGAUAACGACGAAUUAGCGGCUCAAAAACCAAAACAAAGAGAGAAUCCCUAUCGGCCUCCUGGCGCUGCCAGUGAUGUAGCCGCUACGAAAUACGUCCCCCCAUCCAAACGGAUACCGUCCUCCGAAUCAGAAUCCUCUUCACGGCUAAGAAGGCAAAUUCAAGGCCACUUGAACAAGCUGUCAGAGGCUAAUAUGAUAUCUAUUCUCGGUGAUAUUGAGAGCCUCUACCGGGAACACCCUCGACAAACUAUGACGUCCAUGCUCAUUGAGCUAUUAUUUGGCCUAGUUUGCAGCGGGGGCACUUUGAAUGACACAUUCAUCAUUCUUCACGCGGGUUUCAUUGCUGCCUUAUAUAAGGUUGUGGGUAUGGAAUUUGGUGCAGAAUUUAUCCAAAAUAUUGUGGAACGCUUUGAUUACUUGUACGAGAUGGAGGAGAAGGAGGAACCGAACAAGAAGAGUAUGACGAAUAUGUUGUCGUUGCUAUCUCAUCUUUAUAAUUUCCAUGUCAUCGGAUGCGGCUUGAUGUUUGACUAUAUUCGUUUGUUCUUGAAAACUAUCAACGAGUUGAACACCGAGCUGCUCCUGAAAGUGGUGCGAAACUCUGGCCCACAACUCCGGCAAGAUGACCCUUCCGCUCUCAAAGACAUUGUGCUCCUCAUCCAGCCGGCCGUAGCCCGGGUUGAAGAAGCCACGCUUUCAGUCCGUACCAAGUUCAUGAUCGAAAUGAUCACCGACCUCAAAAAUAACAAGCUAAAAAAUGCCCCGGGGGCAAGUAUCUCAUCAGAACAUAUCACAAAAAUGAGGAAGAUUCUCGGUUCGCUCAACACAAGGGCUACCAGAGCUACCGAACCUUUGCGGAUUGGGCGGGCGGAUAUCCACAAUUCCGAUAAACGGGGCAAAUGGUGGCUCGUGGGUGCGAGUUGGAAAGCGGGAUCAACUAGCAACGCGGAUACUGACAUGGCCAAUGUCAAUCCACACGCGGUUCUCCCAGAUACCCUGGACGACGAUCUAGGCGACGGCCGGGCUGUAGAUCUGGCUCAAUUGGCUAGAACACAUCGAAUGAAUACCCAGGUUCGCCGGUCAAUUUUCGUGGCAAUAUUGUCUGCGUCCGACUGCCAGGAUGCUCACGUACGCCUGACGAAACUGCGCUUGAAACGAAAUCAAGAAACUGAGAUCCCGCAAGUUCUCAUCCAUUGUGCUUCGGAAGAAGCGAUAGAAGAAUGA